Messenger RNA from Lactuca virosa, 592 nucleotides. The record is from the annotation of a GenBank genome assembly. Lineage: Eukaryota; Viridiplantae; Streptophyta; Magnoliopsida; Asterales; Asteraceae.
AUAGGAGGAUCAGCCCGCCUGAAGAAAGAGAGCUAAACUAAUCGGGGCGGCCGGAUAAUGGCGGGAACGGGUGCCUCUCCUUCCUGCAUCUUCUGUCAGAUUGCUUGCAAUUCCACCACCACGACCCUCCUUCACACCGAUGAAAAGGUUGUAGCGUUUCAAGACAUUAAUCCUUCAGCCUUUAGGCAUUACUUGGUGAUUCCGGUGGAGCACAUUGCAACGGUUAAGAGCCUCCGCAGAAGGACAGAAGACUAUUCUUUGGUCAGUCAUAUGUUAAAUGUGGGGGAGACACUGCUACAGAGAGAUGCACCUAAUUCGACUCAAUACAGAUUUGGUUUUCAUCAGCCUCCCUUCAACAGUGUAAAUCAUCUCCACCUUCAUUGUUUGGCGCUUCCAUAUGUAUCCAGGUGGAAAACAGUGAAAUACACAUCUUUGGGACCACUAGGUGGAUUUAUUGAGGCCCGAAAACUAUUGGAAAAACUGAAGCCAUAGUUAACUCUCCCUCCUUACCAAAUAUAAAGAGAUUAUUUUAAUUGUUUUACAUGUUAAUUGACCUUAAUUACUACAUACACACAAUUGAGCUCAUGCGUGC